Capsella rubella is the source of this 1286-nucleotide messenger RNA. RefSeq names its product agamous-like MADS-box protein AGL11. Gene Ontology annotation, molecular function: DNA-binding transcription factor activity, RNA polymerase II-specific; protein dimerization activity; RNA polymerase II cis-regulatory region sequence-specific DNA binding. Gene Ontology annotation, cellular component: nucleus. Bases 303 to 1061 code for a protein of 252 amino acids. The transcript is spliced from 8 exons. Lineage: Eukaryota; Viridiplantae; Streptophyta; Magnoliopsida; Brassicales; Brassicaceae. The record is from RefSeq and is a predicted model, not a curated record. Gene Ontology annotation, biological process: positive regulation of transcription by RNA polymerase II.
UCUUCUUUCUUCUGUUUCAUGCUCUUUCCCCAUGAAAAGAAAGAAAAGAUCACAAAGGGUUUUAAGUAUUAGGUUAUAUUUUUCUAAGUAAUUUUCACUUGUAGAUAGAUAGAUAGAUAGAGAUCUCUGUUAGAUUCUCUUUCCUUGUUUGUCAGCUAAAGUGGAGUUCUUUGGUCUCAAAAUCUUCUAAAUCUGUUUUUGUGUUUUUCUUCAUACCUCGAAACUAAGCAAUGGUUUUGUCUCUCUGACUCUCUCUCUCUUUCUUGUUUCUGUGUAAUAAUGUUUCUUGUGUUGUUUCUUUUAUGUGUACUAUUAUAACUUCAGUUUCAUGUGCAUCAGUGCCCUCUUCUUCUUCUAUAUCAAUUUGGAUGGGAAGAGGAAAGAUAGAAAUAAAGAGGAUAGAGAACUCGACGAAUCGACAAGUGACAUUUUGCAAAAGAAGAAAUGGACUUCUCAAGAAAGCUUAUGAGCUUUCAGUUCUUUGCGAUGCAGAAGUUGCCCUCAUCGUUUUCUCCACUCGUGGCCGUCUCUAUGAGUAUGCCAAUAACAACAUAAGAUCAACCAUUGAGAGAUACAAGAAAGCUUGUUCUGAUAGCACCAACACCAGCACUGUCCAAGAAAUCAAUGCUGCGUACUAUCAACAAGAAUCUGCAAAGCUGAGACAACAGAUCCAAACGAUUCAAAAUUCCAACAGGAAUCUAAUGGGAGACUCUUUGAGUGCCUUAAGCGUCAAGGAACUUAAACAGGUUGAGAACCGCCUUGAGAAAGCUAUCUCCAGGAUCAGGUCCAAGAAGCAUGAGUUGCUUCUAGCAGAAAUCGAAAACAUGCAGAAACGAGAGAUUGAGUUAGAUAAUGAGAAUAUCUAUCUAAGAACUAAGGUAGCAGAAGUGGAGAGGUUUCAACAACAACACCACCAAAUGGUUAGUGGUUCAGAGAUCAACGCGAUGGAGGCUUUAGCAGCACGCAAUUACUUUGGUCAUAGCAUUAUGACUGCUGGUUCUGGAUCUGGUAAUGGAGGUUCUUACUCUGAUCCAGACAAGAAAAUUCUUCAUCUCGGAUAAAUCUCGUGAGCCCGCGAAAAAAGCCGAGGUGCAAAUCUCAGUUUAUAAACCUCUGCAUGCAUUUUCUGAGGUUUCUCUACUCAGCUUUAUCUAUUUUCUACAUAAUAAUAUGUUUUGGUUUUAUAAUAAUUUCAAAGUACAAUGAAGGUAUUGUGAUCCUUCAAGACUCAUUUGGAAAUUGUGUUGUGUGAUGGUCAAGACAAUGCUUUGGUUUUUUUAAUGUUG